Molecule: messenger RNA, 3223 nt
Organism: Chenopodium quinoa (quinoa)
Lineage: Eukaryota; Viridiplantae; Streptophyta; Magnoliopsida; Caryophyllales; Amaranthaceae
Product: protein SMAX1-LIKE 3-like
Exons: 3
Coding region: 271-2940 (889 amino acids)
Source: RefSeq, a predicted model, not a curated record
AGUAGCAACAACAGCUUAACUUUGCUUCACAUGCAUUCCACUUUCCAACAGACACAAAAUCUAAACAUUUUUCCUCCUUCCACAAGUAAGGCAUAAAACCAACCUAUACAUAUACUUCACAACCCCUUCUUACUUUGUACUACUACUAAACUUAAAACUUUCAAAAAAUAUGACUAACUUCUUCUAAACUCUUUUUUUUUUCCCCUCUUCUUUUCUCAUUACACUAGAUUGCUCUAAUCUUCUUCAAUCACUACCCUAAACACAUUCAAAAUGCGAACCGGCGGUUGUAGUAUACAACAAUCUCUUACACCGGAGGCCGCCACGAUUGUUAAGCAAGCCAUAAACCUUGCUAGGAGAAGAGGCCAUGCACAAGUCACCCCUAUCCAUAUUGCUAGUGUUAUGCUAGCGUCACCGGCCGGUCUCCUUAGAGCGGCUUGUCUAAAGUCACACUCCCACCCUCUUCAAUGUAAGGCCUUGGAGCUUUGCUUCAAUGUGGCCUUAAACCGUCUUCCUACUACAACUCCUACCCCAAUACUUGGCACACACUCUCAUUAUCCAUCUCUUGCUAAUGCCCUAAUGGCCGCGUUCAAGAGGGCGCAAGCUCAUCAACGACGAGGGUCCAUUGAGAGCCAACAACAACCUAUCUUAGCCCUUAAGAUUGAGACUGAACAACUUGUAAUCUCUAUUCUUGAUGACCCUAGUGUUAGUAGGGUUAUGAGGGAAGCCGGGUUUUUGAGCCCUCAUGUUAAGUCUAAUGUUGAGCAAGUUGUUACCUCUAUAGAGGGUUGCUCUCAAACUACUACUAUCACUUCAAACACUACUACAAACAUUAAAACCGAAAUUGUAAGCCCUAUGGUUUACCGUUCCACUUCAAAUCACCAAACACUUUCAUCCAUACCGCCUUUGAACCAAUUCGACCUUGCGUUUUCUAAGCCCUUAAGCCAGCCUAGAGCCGAGGAUGUUUCGAGUGUGAUCGAGUCGUGGGCAAAGAAAAGAGAAAAGAGUAGUAUAGUUCUUGUAGGAGAGUGUUUGAGUAGCAUUGAAAGUGUUGUAAGAGGAGUUAAAGAGAGAGUUGAAAGAGGUGAUCAAGUCCCCUUAGAGUUAAGAUAUGUACAAUUCCUAAAUUGCCCUUUGUCCUCAAUGAAGAACCUUUCAAGGGAAGAAAUAGAUUUAAGGCUUGGUGAAAUUAGAUGUCUCCUAAAAGGUUGUGUAGGAAGAGGGGUAGUUUUGUACUUAGGUGACCUUAAAUGGGUUGCUGAGUAUUGGUCUUACUAUGGAGAACAAAGGAAACACUACUAUUGUCCUGUGGAACACUUAGUAAUGGGAUUAAGGCGAUUAGUUUUCGGUAAUAUGGAAUUAACAGGAAGAUUAUGGUUAAUGGGUAUUGCAACUUUUAACUCUUACAUGAAAUGUAAGUCAGGCAUUCCUUCCUUGGAAACUCUUUUGGAUCUCCAUCCUCUCACAAUUCCCGCCGGAAGCUUGGACCUUAGUCUCAACCUCGAGAGCUCAUUGAAGGGCCAAAACAAAAGUGAUGUAUCAGGAGAAGGUGUUAGCUGGCCACUACUUGAAAAUAAAAUUGAUAUGCAGCUCACUUGCUGUAUGGACUGUUCGGCUAAUUGUCAUCGAGAAGUGAAGAGCUUAGCUGGCACUUUUCGAAACAACGACUCGACCACCACAACCACCACCACCACCACGACGUCCACCAGCUCUAGCCUACCGUCUUGGCUCCAAAAGUGUAAGGAAGAGAGCAAAGAAAUCAGUGCUAAACAUCAGCAGGAAACAGUGCAAAUCAAAGAGCUAUGCAAGAAAUGGAACAUAAUAUGCAGCUCAUCAUCUCAUCAAACCUCGAAUGUGGCCGAAAAGACGAUAAAUUUCUCAUCAUGUUCCCCUUCUUCUUCCACCUCGAUAUCGUCUUACGACCAUAACAAAAAUCAGUUACAAGAUACAAAACCAAUCACUACUUGGCCUAUGUUGUUUGAGCCUACAUGGGCAUCAAAAGAACACCAAUUUUUGAUGUCUAACAUUGAACGAAAACCCGAACUUUUAUCCAAUCCCAAUUCUACACCAAACUCGGCCUCAUCAAGUGAAGCAACAGAGGCAGUAUUUGAGAGACCGCCGUCAUCAUUGUCAGUAUUUGGAUUCAAAGAGAACAACCCCGAGAAUUUGGAGGCCUUGUGUUCUGCCUUAGAGAAGAGAGUCCCAUGGCAAAAUGAUAUAAUCCCUGAAAUCACGACAACAAUCUUACGAAUAAGAUCAGGGAUGAUGAGCAGGAAGUGUAAUACUUUGCCGAAAGAAGAGCAGCAGAAGAAGGAAACUUGGCUGUUCUUCUUGGGGGCUGACGAAGAGGGUAAAUUUGCAGUAGGAAGGGAGUUAGCUAAGCUAAUUUUCGGGACUUUCAGCAGCUUUAAGGCCAUUGGUGUAAGCAGUUACUCAUCGACGAGAGCUGAUUCUACUGAUGACAUAAGGAGCAAGAGACUGAGGGAUGACUCCAGUGGUGGAUACCUCGAAAGGCUUGCAGCAGCAGUGAAAGAAAAUCCUCAUCGCGUUUUCUUCAUUGAGGAUGUCGAACAGCUUGAUCAACGCUCCCUGAGUGGUAUCAAGCGAGCAAUUGAGGCCGGAAAAAUUAGUCUGUCAGAUGAAGAAACAGUCUCUCUUGAAGAUGCAAUAGUAAUUUUCAGUUGCGACAGUUUUAGUUCAGCAUCAAGAGCUUGUUCUCCUACUGUCAAACAAAAGCUGGACGACGACACUGAUAAACAUGAUUCAACUGAUCUAGAUAAGUUUGAUCACGACGAAGUAGAGGAAGCCACUUCUUCCUGUGUUCGCCUUGAUUUGAACGUCGUCUUUGAUGAGGAUAAUGGAAUUGAUGAGCAUUCAAUUGGAGAUAUCAGGAUUCUGGAUUCAGUAGAUAAACAAGUCUUUUUCAAAAUCCAAGUGUUGUAGAAGAUCAGAGUUGGUUGACAGAGCUUUCUUACUGUUUUUCUUAAUUAUUAUUUAUGCUUUGAGUAUUAAAAAUGGGUGGAUGGUAUACAAAUUAAGAAAAUUAGUUUAAAUCAGGGAAAAUUAGGUAACUUAAUUACAAUUAGUAACUUAGUAAUCAUGUUCAUACUCAGUUGGUCUGAGUAACAGUUCAUGUGUGUUAAUAUAGUUUUGUAAAUUUUGUCCUUUCAAUACUUAAUCUAUCUUCUGGCUUGCAUAAUUUGUGUGGCUAGUUAAUGGUAUAUAA